This is a messenger RNA of Nematostella vectensis (starlet sea anemone), 1691 nucleotides long. RefSeq names its product CD151 antigen. Gene Ontology annotation, cellular component: membrane. Bases 60 to 797 code for a protein of 245 amino acids. The transcript is spliced from 7 exons. The record is from RefSeq and is a predicted model, not a curated record. NCBI's taxonomy places the organism in Eukaryota, Metazoa, Cnidaria, Anthozoa, Actiniaria, Edwardsiidae.
UCUGUUAUUCGGGACAAACUUUCACGUCUUCUCUCUCUUGAAUUAAGAACUUUCACAUCAUGGAUAAACGCAGAAAUAUUGGUUGCUGUAAUGUCACCUGGUUGAAGACCUUCCACAUGUUCUUUAAUACGAUUUUAUUGUUCUCCGGCAUUGCCAUUCUGGCAGUCGGCAUAUGGGUGAUUACCAGUAGAAGCCAGUAUAACAGCCUACUGUCCAAUGAUAACUAUGUGACUGUCCCGGGACUCAUGAUUGCUGCAGGCUGCUUGGUCAUCAUUGUCUGUGUGGUUGGAUGUGUUGCAGUUAUCAAGGAGAACCGGUUUAUUUUGGUCUCAUAUCUGAUCAUGUUAGUAUUGAUAUUCAUCCUGGAGAUUGCUACCGGAGUGGUGGCUGUCAUUUACAGGUCUGAGAUAUCCUAUGAACUGGAGGUAGGCAUCAGAGGGAAGAUGAAUCGUUAUGGCUUUACUGACGCAGUCACAAAGGCUAUUGAUGACCUUCAGAAAGAGUUCAAGUGUUGUGGAGACAGAGGAAUGGAUAGUUGGAAUAACACGUCAUGGAAACAGAGUGAAAUAAGUGGAAAUAAUUCUGUCCCAGACUCCUGUUGCAAGUCGCCAUCCCCAGGGUGCGGCAUCAGGCUCCACCCAAAUAACAUCCAGGAAUUUGGCUGUAUAAGCAAGCUUGAGAAGUUUUUCCUGGACAACUUAGCAAUACUUGUUGGCGUUGCGUUUGGUCUUGCAUUCUCUCAGGUGUUUGGUAUUGUUACGGCUGUACUCCUGUUGAAAUACAUAGAGCCGUACUGAGUGAAGUCCUGAAGCAAGUCCUAACAGGCAGAAUUUAAAGUUGAGUUGAUAUAGAUACCUCAGUACAGUCAACUCUAAACUCCCUUAUGGGCAUGCUUUUAUGGUCACUGACAACUACUCUUAUUCAAAAAUACCUAAAAUUAAAAAAAUAUAUAUCCAGCCCCAAAGAGUGUCCACAAUAGUUGACUAAUAGUAAAUACUGAGUUGACUAAUAGUAAAUACUGUUAAGAAUUGAUCAUCUAGCAUAAUAUCAAAGGUAAGUAGUUUUUGUAGAAGUAUGACUUCUGGAUAGUAUUAUUCACAAAUUUCUCCCACAUAAAUUUACAGUAUAUUUAUAACAUUUGAUACAAACGGCCUACAAUUGAAUAUAAAUAUCCUAUAACUGAAAGAUAUGGCAUUUCAAAGAUAAAGAUUUGAUCACUUUUCGUGAUCUUAUCCAAGGCCUGUUUCGUCUAGUAUAUAUCUGUCAUCUCAAAAUGUUUUACUUGAAGGAACUGGUUUUCUACCAAAAAGCCAAUAGAAAAUUUCGCAGCCGAAAGUCCUAAUAAUUUGUAUACAUAGUUAGGGAUUUAUAUAGUAUAGCUAGGUUUAAGGUCUUUUGACAGCCAUGGUUUGUAUAAAAUAGUCCAACAGAAUGUCUGAGUAUAUAUUAAUAAUUUUGUUUGUUCCACAUUUGUGCUACAGUUUUCACGUGUGAAGGCUUGGUCUUAAGAGACCUAACGUUGAAUGGAAUUUAAGUUUAAGUUAAUAACAUCACUAGUUUGUCUAUGCUGGUUUUUGACAAAUUUUUGAAUAGCCAAUGUAUCAUACGCUCUCUAAACGUGGUAUGAAGUUUUUUAGCUUUUGUAUUUUGUGGAUUUAAAUGCUGAUAAUAAAGUUUAUCAAUAAGAAACA